AUGGAGAUAGGAUGGCAAAGGGUACUGAAUUGCAUUCUAUUGCGUCGGGGCGCGUCAGGCCGCGCGGUCCGCGCGGUUGGCGCAGCGCCAGCCACCCAAGCCGUCGCCGCCGGCGUCGCUGCUUCCGGCAUGGAGGCUAGAAGACGCAUCUUCGCAGCGCAGUCCGCUGGCGCUCGCUCGCACAGCCAGCACGUGUCGCUUCUGCUCAGACCACCGCGCGUGCCACUGCUGCCGACGCGCUGCCUGGUCGCCACCACAAUCAAGCUAGAUGCGCCAGCGCGGUGA
Messenger RNA from Saprolegnia parasitica CBS 223.65, 285 nucleotides. RefSeq lists its product as hypothetical. The record is from RefSeq and is a predicted model, not a curated record. The transcript is spliced from 2 exons. Bases 1 to 285 code for a protein of 94 amino acids. Lineage: Eukaryota; Oomycota; Saprolegniomycetes; Saprolegniales; Saprolegniaceae.